CUCUCUCUCUCUCUCUCUCUGUCUCUGUCUCUCUCUCUCAUACACACACACACACACACACACACGGUAACAAACUGGGCUUGGGAUCCUCAUGCUCUCUGUCUUAGCUUCAUCUCUAAAUGGUACAGCCCUAAACUGUACUCCCCCACUCCCGGUACUAAGUUUUAGUUUUAAAGAUACCUUUAAAACUCAGGGCUGAUGGAUAAGAGGUGCCUGGCACCUGGGGCUCCCACUGAGCAUGUCCUGACUGUGGCAUAUGAUACUUCUCCUUUGGGUUGGAGUGCAGAGGGUCUCAGGCUGGGCCAUGGCUAGAUGGUCAGAAGCAGGGUGAAGCCUUCGAAGGUUGGUGUGCCUUCCUAUCAGAGCUGUGUGUUGUCUCUGAACCUUAGGAAAGCCUCGGUAGAGUCCCGCCAAGCUUGGGCUUCCUCAGACAGUCUAGUUUAACAUGUCUGUGUCCCAGUCACGGGACUGUGCUCACAGGAAGAAGCCAGCAAAGGGGCAGGGCUGGAGCCUGGAGACCCAGGGUGAGCAGCCAAGGUGGGAAGCUCUCCUGGUCAGGGGUUUACAUUCCAGCGCAAGCUACCCUUAAACACCGUGGACUGAUCUUUCUCCCCAGAGUACUGGCUGGCAGCACAGCAUUUGAGGAGGAGUGGACUGAGAACUCAGGUCAGAGGCUGCCCCCCCUGCUGCAGCUCAAUUCUUGGGCGAGGCGGAACCAGCCCUCCAGGCUAUGGGAGGAGCUGUGGUGGAUGAUGGUCCCACUGGCAUCAAGGCCCCCGAUGGGGGCUGGGGCUGGGCCGUCCUCUUUGGCUGUUUCAUCAUCACGGGUUUCUCCUACGCCUUCCCCAAAGCGGUCAGCGUGUUUUUCAAGGAGCUCAUGCAUGAGUUUGGGAUUGGCUAUAGCGACACAGCCUGGAUCUCCUCCAUCCUGCUGGCUAUGCUGUACGGCACAGGCCCCCUCUGCAGCGUGUGUGUGAACCGCUUUGGCUGCCGGCCUGUCAUGCUUGUGGGUGGCCUCUUUGCAUCCCUGGGAAUGGUGGCCGCGUCCUUCUGCCGAAGCAUUAUCCAGAUCUACCUCACCACAGGGGUCAUCACAGGCUUGGGUCUGGCUCUCAACUUCCAGCCUUCCCUCAUCAUGCUCAACCGGUACUUCAACAAACGGCGCCCUAUAGCCAACGGGCUGGCCGCAGCGGGCAGCCCGGUUUUCCUCUGUGCGCUGUCUCCGCUGGGGCAGCUGCUGCAGGACCACUAUGGCUGGCGGGGUGGCUUCCUCAUCCUGGGGGGCCUGCUGCUCAACUGCUGCGUGUGUGCUGCGCUCAUGCGGCCACUGGUGGCACCCCAGGCGAGUGGAGGGACCGAGUCCCAAGCACCCCAGCGGCCACCCAAGCGCCUUCUGGACUUGAGUGUCUUCCGAGACCGUGGCUUCCUCAUCUACGCGGUGGCCGCCUCCAUCAUGGUGCUGGGGCUCUUCGUGCCUCCGGUGUUCGUGGUGAGCUACGCCAAGGAUCUGGGUGUGCCCGACACAAAGGCCGCCUUCCUCCUUACCAUCCUGGGCUUCAUUGACAUCUUCGCCAGGCCCACGGCUGGUUUCAUCACGGGCCUCAAGAAGGUGCGGCCCUACUCUGUCUACCUCUUCAGCUUUGCCAUGUUUUUUAACGGCUUCACAGACCUCACAGGCUCGACGGCCAGCGACUAUGGUGGCCUGGUGGUCUUCUGCAUCUUCUUUGGCAUUUCGUACGGCAUGGUGGGGGCUCUGCAGUUUGAGGUGCUCAUGGCCAUCGUCGGCACUCACAAGUUCUCCAGCGCCAUUGGUCUCGUGUUGCUGUUAGAGGCCGUGGCUGUGCUCAUUGGACCCCCAUCAGGAGGCAAGCUGCUGGAUGCAACCAAAGUUUACAAGUACGUGUUCAUCCUGGCCGGGGCUGAGGUGCUCACCUCCUCCCUUGUGCUGCUGCUGGGUAACUUCUUCUGCAUCAGGAAGAGGCCUGAGGUGACACAGCCUGAGGUGGUGGCCUCAGAGGACACGCUCCAUAACCCCCCUGUGGGUGUGGGGGUGGACUCGAGGGAGGUGGAGCACUUCCUGAAGGAACAGCCUGAGAAAAACGGGGAGGUGGUUCACACCCCAGAAACCAGCGUGUGAGUGGCCUGGCCAGGCGGGCAGGGAGCAGGGAAGAGGUCCAGAGACUGGCAACGCUCAUAUUUAUUUCACAAACAGGACCGGCUGAGGCGGGGCCAUCGGCUCAGCUCUGGCUGCCUGGUCAGCGGGUCAGUGUUUUGCGGGGAGAGGUGGCGGGGUGGGAACCGUGUCAUUCCAAAGUGGAUCUGCGGUGAAGCCAAGGGAGUCCCACGGUUACCAGCCGCCUACGCCAGGAACGAGGGACCCAGCCUGCUGAGCCCAAGCAGCCUGUGCCUCCCCCGACCCCCACUGUGGCCAAGGACCUAGAAACCCACACUUAGGAGACAACACGACUUUAAUCAGAUGGCGGGGCUGGGACGGGUGGGUGCUGGCAGGUGGGUGCUGCCGGCAGGGUCCUCCCUGAUCCUACCAUCCUAUCCCCAUCUCCAGCCCUGUUGUCUAGGGGACAAAGAGCUCCUAUCUGACACGGUGGAAAUAGUCCUGUGUGUAGGAGCAGCACCAGAGGGCCCAUCUCCAGGAGCUGUCUGUUUCUGGGCAGUGGUCUGUUCUCCCUAAGUCCCACCUUUGUUAAAUAACAAAUUGCUGAUUCUUAAAAAA
Arvicola amphibius (Eurasian water vole) is the source of this 2731-nucleotide messenger RNA. RefSeq names its product solute carrier family 16 member 3 (gene Slc16a3). Gene Ontology annotation, cellular component: membrane. Lineage: Eukaryota; Metazoa; Chordata; Mammalia; Rodentia; Cricetidae. Bases 731 to 2137 code for a protein of 468 amino acids. Gene Ontology annotation, biological process: transmembrane transport; monocarboxylic acid transport. The transcript is spliced from 5 exons. Gene Ontology annotation, molecular function: monocarboxylic acid transmembrane transporter activity. The record is from RefSeq and is a predicted model, not a curated record.